Fonsecaea multimorphosa CBS 102226 is the source of this 1773-nucleotide messenger RNA. RefSeq lists its product as uncharacterized. The record is from RefSeq and is a predicted model, not a curated record. Bases 1 to 1773 code for a protein of 590 amino acids. The transcript has 3 exons. NCBI's taxonomy places the organism in Eukaryota, Fungi, Ascomycota, Eurotiomycetes, Chaetothyriales, Herpotrichiellaceae.
AUGGCUGCCGAGGCGACGAAACACUGGCAGCAAGUAGUCAAGGAGAGAGGUACAGAUUCAACAGGGCCAACAAAAGCUUACCACUACCAUGAUCUAGCGUAUGCUUUGUCGCAAGUCCCUAUGGGCAAGCCACGCAAAUUGAAAGUGAUUGUCGCAGGAGCAGGCAUCAGCGGCCUGUGUUUUGCCCACGAAGUGCAGUCUGGGUCAAUCCAAGCGGUGGACUUGACGAUCUACGAAAAGAACUCAUCUGUCGGAGGCACAUGGUUUGAAAACAGGUAUCCGGGAUGCGCCUGUGAUAUCCCCAUUCACAACUAUCAGUUCUCAUGGGCCCCCUAUCCUUAUUUCAGCUCAUAUUAUGCCGGCUCCGGGGAGAUUCGUAACUAUCUAGAGAGAGUUGCAGACCAGUUCGAGUUGCGCCAACACAUUAAGACUUCGCACAAGAUUGUUGGAGCAAUGUGGCAGCCAGAUCGACAAAGAUGGCACGUUACUGUUCGUCGUACUGACGGACGAGAUCUUGUGGUAUCCAGCCGAACGGAGGCUGAUACCGAGGCUGGAGAGACGUUUGUCGAAGAAUGCGAUAUCUUUGUAAAUGCGUGUGGCUAUGUUAAUGACUGGAGGUGGCCCUCCAUCCCUGGGAGACUCGAAUUCGAAGGCAAAAUGUAUCAUUCAGCGGCUUGGGACCCGAAGGCGGAUCUGAUUGAUCAAACCGUGGCGUUGAUCGGGAAUGGCAGCAGUGGCAUCCAGAUUCUUCCGUCCAUCAUCGACAAGGCCAAGAAGGUUUACGUUUUCAUCCGCAGUCCAACCUGGAUCACCGCUGGCUUUGCUUCCAAAUUCGCUGGACCUGGCGGAUCCAAUGUGAUUUUCAGCGAAGAACAAAAGAAGCAUUGGGCAGACAAUCCUGAAGCGUACCUUGCAUAUCGCAAAGAGGUUGAGAUGGAGCUGAAUUCACGCUUCCGUCUUUACAUCAAGGACACAGAGGACCAAAAGAAUGCACAAAAGUUUUCCACCAAGGCAAUGGUGGACAAGUUGUCGCAGAAGCCGGAGCUAGCAAAGCUCCUCUUGCCCGACUUUGCUGUAGGAUGCCGUCGUCCUACUCCGGGCAAUGGGUAUCUAGAAGCUCUUUGCUCUGACAAAUGCGAAGUGAUCUGGGGCGAAAUCGACAGGUUCACUCCCACUGGCCUCCGCUCUGCAUCUUCCGGUGAAGAAGUCACCGUAGACACCAUCAUUUGCGCCACGGGCUUUGACAUCAGCUUCUCCCCUCGAUACCCGAUUAUCGGUCGUAACGGUGUCAACCUUCAGGACAAAUGGGACAAGAGUCCAGAAAGCUACCUGUCCGUCCUCGCAGAGGAUAUGCCCAACUAUUUCGUGUACUUGGGUCCCGCAAGUCCGAUCGGCCACGGAAGUUUGGUUGGGUCGGUAGAAAUCAUCACCAGCUACAUUGGAGACCUGAUUAAGAAGCUCCAACAAGAAAACUAUAGUUCCUUCUGCCUUAAGCCUGGCCUCGCAGCGGCUUGGAAGAAUCACUGUUUGGCUUGGCUGGAGAAGACGGCAUGGAAUUCUCCUUGUGUGAGCACUUAUAAAAAUGGUACGAAGGACGGGAGCCUGGUGUCCUUGCACGGUGGUUCUCGACUCCACUAUUUCUCUUUGUUGAGAAGAAAACGGUACGAGGAUAUAGACUGGACCAGCCUGUGCUCGGACCUGCCUUUUGCCUGGCUUAACAAUGGUUUCACCGUGGAGGAAACUGAUGACAGAGAGAAGUCGGACCUGACGUGA